AUGUCUGGACAAAACGCUCUAAAUGCCAAGCAGCCGCCGAUCCAGUCCACGGCAGGAGCUGUGCCGAUCCUAAAUGAGAAAGGUGAAGUUUCUAUGGAAAAGGUGAAGGUGAAGCGAUAUGUGUCAGGAAAGCGUCCAGAUUAUGCUCCGAUGGAGUCCUCGGAUGAGGAGGAAGAGGAUUUCCAGUUUGUCAAGAAAGGCAAGGAGGCUGAACCGGAGAUGGAAAUGGAAGAAGAGGAUGUAUCAGAUCCUCGUCUUCGACGUCUUCUGAACCGUGUGUCGGAAGAUGUUGAAGAAAGACUUGCGAGACACAGACAAAUAGCUGAACCAGAGCUGAUUGUUGAGAGCAGUGAGGAUUCAGAUGAGGGAACCUGGCACCCUGAGCGGGAGGAGAGCAGUGAAGACGAGGAAGAAGAGGAGGAGGUGGAUGAUGAGGAAAUUGAGAGGCGACGAGCGAUGAUGCGGCAGCGAGCCCAGGAAAGGAAGAACGAGGAGAUGGAGAUCAUGGAGGUGGAGGAAGAGGGGAAGUCUGGAGAAGAAUCAGAAUCCGAGUCAGAGUAUGAGGAAUAUACAGAUAGUGAGGAUGAAACUGAACCGCGGUUAAAGCCUGUUUUUAUCCGCAAGAAGGACAGGGUGACUGUGGCCGAACGUGAAGCGGAGGAGCAGAGGCAGAAAGAGCUGGAAGUUGAGGCCAAGAAACAAGCUGAGGAAAGACGUCGUUACACACUCAAGAUUGUAGAGGAAGAGGCCAAGAAGGAGUUUGAAGAGAACAGACGCACUCUGGCUGCUCUGGAGGCACUGGACACAGACGGGGAAAACGAGGAAGAAGAGUACGAAGCCUGGAAGGUUCGAGAGCUGAAGCGAAUCAAGAGGGACAGGGAGGCUCGUGAAGCAUUCGAGAAGGAGAAAGCUGAGAUUGAGAGAUUCCACAGUCUCACGGAGGAGGAGCGUAGAGCUGAACUUCGCAACAGUGGAAAACUUGUUACCAACAAAGGAACCAAGGGCAAAUACAAGUUCCUGCAAAAGUACUACCACAGAGGAGCUUUCUUCAUGGAUGAAGAGCAAGAUUUGUACAAGAGAGACUUCAGCGCUCCAACCCUUGAUGACCACUUCAACAAAACUAUUCUGCCUAAAGUUAUGCAGGUCAAGAAUUUUGGUCGUUCUGGACGCACCAAGUACACACAUUUGGUGGACCAGGACACCACCUCCUUCGACUCGGCUUGGGCACAGGAAAGUGCACAGAACACCAAGUUCUUCAAACAGAAGGCAGGGGGCGUGAGAGAUGUGUUUGAGCGUCCGACAGUGCAGAAGAGGAAGACAUGAACACCUUUCUGAACAUCUGUUAUGUUCAGACGCAGCUAAAAUAAGAACUGUCUCACAUCUUUUUUCCUACAUUCACGUAUUUUUUUUUUUUGUUUGUACCACCGAGGCUGAAAUUCCCAGUGUGGCAAAGAAUCUUGGUUUAUUGCAUUUUAAUUCUGUACAUUUGAUGGAUUUCUUUACAGAAAUUUGUAUCCUUCUGAUCAGCAAUUUGUACAAAUCUUACUGUUGUUAUUGUUAAUAAAUUACUAUGACAAGUAGAAAUUA
Molecule: messenger RNA, 1587 nt
Organism: Colossoma macropomum (tambaqui)
Lineage: Eukaryota; Metazoa; Chordata; Actinopteri; Characiformes; Serrasalmidae
Gene: mfap1
Product: microfibril associated protein 1
Exons: 8
Coding region: 1-1323 (440 amino acids)
Biological process (GO): mRNA splicing, via spliceosome
Cellular component (GO): U2-type spliceosomal complex
Molecular function (GO): RNA binding
Source: RefSeq, a predicted model, not a curated record